AUCGUGCAAAAAUCGCCACACAACCUGUCUUGUUAACAUUCUGUCGCCGCUAAUUUUAGCUUAUAGUUAUUAACCCACUUAAUUUACAUAACGGGAGCCUCCAGUCACUAGAGGACAAGCGGGAAGGCUUUGUCUAACAAGGUGUCUUAGCGGUGAAAAUGAUGUGGACGUUCGGUGUGUUGGCUGCUCUACAGUUGGUUCCUUUGAUUUGUGGAGUACGGGACAGCCAGCAGACGAUCCGCGAUCAUUUACAACUGGAAGACUUCAUCCCGGUCCAAAGCCAUCCCGUGCUGUCCCACGUGAUCUUUGAAGGUAGCGGGGACAUAGGUGAUUCAUCAGGGGAGAACUACCCCUACAAAGUCACAAAGCCUUUCCCGUCUUCAACAGAGAAACCCAGGGAUAAACAAAGCAGUGUGCCUGGGCAACGAGAUGCUUCCGUCAUCAUUCUGUACAAACCCUCGCCAGCCAUUAUAGUUUUGAUAGUUAUUCUCAUCCUCUUACUAGUAUGCGCACUACUCGUGAUUGGGUAUCUCUGGAGGCGCGUUCGAAUUCUUAAAGAGAAGAAUAGGAAACCACAUCCUACAAAGGGAGAGUUUGACGAGGACGAAUACUCAGUGAUGAUGGACUGGUCUGUCAAUUAAACUGAAUCAGGGACUGCUUGACAGUGCUCUCCAAAGAUCGUGCUCUCCGAUAAGCAAUGCGCGCGAUGAUCUGAGCUCUUCCAGGUCUUGCAGUUUUAAUCAGUAUUGUAAUUUUCUAAAGACGUGCAAGACGAAACUCGGCAUGUAUGAAAACACAACGAUAACAACAAAACAUGGUAUUUUAUUUUCUCUCACUGCUUUGAAAACAAAAUAUUUUCAUAAAGUUACUACAAUAAACGAGUUGCCCAGAA
Molecule: messenger RNA, 892 nt
Organism: Ostrea edulis (European flat oyster)
Lineage: Eukaryota; Metazoa; Mollusca; Bivalvia; Ostreida; Ostreidae
Exons: 4
Coding region: 159-641 (160 amino acids)
Source: RefSeq, a predicted model, not a curated record